AUGAUCUUAGCUCAAGCCAGCUUCAAACCAUUGAUUACCAGCUUUCAAGCCAAGCCAAGCCUCGGUGUCUGGAAAGCCGAUCCAUCAGCUGAGCUUAGCCAUUUCCAGCUCAGCUCAACCGGCUUAGCCGUUAUAUGGUCUACGGGUAUGCAGUUAGCUGGAAGCCACCCGCAAUGCACGAUCUUCCUAAAAGCUUACCAAAGAAUUCAACAUCAACCUCGAGGAAAGGCUUCCGGGUUCUGGGAUGCAAUGCGUUCUUGGUUCCAACAACACGGCUACGACCUCUACACGUAUCGCAUAGGAAAAAGCGGUCAAACCUCACAUACAUACCCCCAAAAAGAAUUCAAAGGCGUUCAGGAAUGGCCUUUUGCUCAUCUUGGAGGUGACAGGCCAGAUGAUGAAAUCCCCGACUUUGCUUCGUGGGCCGGUUUCAAUGCGAUUUCGCCUCCAGUCUUCAUUAUUCUGCAUCUUACUAAUGAUACUAGGGACGUGUACAAUUUGCCCAAGAUUCUCAAGGCCGACACGUCGCUAUCAAAUACUGAUGCUUACAAGGGACUCGCAUUCUUGCACGAACACCGAAUCUUUCAUCGCGUGGACAUCACCUGGCUAAACGCCCUCAUAAAUCAUCUUCCCAACCGCGACAUCAUAGGUCUCAAGACAAACCCUAUCCGGAAACAACUUCGGGCAGAGGGUCGUUUAUCAUAUGCCCUCUUUGAUUUCAAUCUCUCGAUAAUGUUGCCCCUUGGCAAACCACUACUAUCAUACCUAUUGCCCAUAGAAGAGUUACGUGAACCAAGGUACGACUUCACAUAUAUCGAAGUCUGUCUACGAGAGACUAUAGAAGAGUGCAUCCCAGGGGUACCCGAUAAGCCGUGGGGCGUAAUAUGGGAGUCUGAGUUAGACUUCAAUCCUUUUGCAUACGAUGUAGGGCGCCUCGGUGUUCGUUUUGCUGAUAGCUUCCAGUACUUUACCCCCCUGAUACCCAUGCUAGCGCCCCUCUUGGACGGAAUGCUCACUUCGGAUAUCGAAAAACGAUUCACAGCUGCAGAAGGUUUCUCCUUCCUCGAAACUUUCCAUAGUCAACUCGAUUCAGAAACAUUGGCUCAACAACCGAUUGCUCGAUCCCUCGUGACUUGGAAACAUUGGGACCGUUGGAAGGGCUUGCCAGAUGAGUUUGUUCCCCUCUUUUCGGACACGAUUUGUGAGGAAGUUGCGUUUUUGAGGAAGAUGGAUAGGAGAUUCAGGGCGGUCUUUGCUGUUACUGAGUGA
Molecule: messenger RNA, 1269 nt
Organism: Laccaria bicolor S238N-H82
Lineage: Eukaryota; Fungi; Basidiomycota; Agaricomycetes; Agaricales; Hydnangiaceae
Exons: 9
Coding region: 1-1269 (422 amino acids)
Source: RefSeq, a predicted model, not a curated record